AUGGAACCGCAAGAACAGCAAUAUCAGCAUAGCCUCGCUCAAUCCCAGGCUGGUGGUGGCGUCUCUGUCCGCAGCAGGUCAUCCAGCAUCGUCUCGACCAGGACGGGAGUCACCAUCGCAACUCUGCAGGAUGACACGCGAAGCGUCCGAAGCAUGGAGCUGGUCGUCGGACGGAGGAUAUUCAGCAUCAACCGCGACGGAUCCAGGAUCACUGAGCACUCUGGCCUUCCGCCGUAUACCUCUGCACCACCCGAGUAUUCCAGCCUCGACAGGGUAGCUGGGAAUGCGGCAGUGGCCGAACUACCGGCUCCAAAUAUCCCAAACUACGAGGAGAUAGCGUGGCCGUCCGGGGAGUCUGAAUACCGUCAACCGUUGCAACCUAUCCCGUCGGUGCGUCUUGACCAGCGCUGUGAUACUCCGGUGUUUCCAGUCGGUGAGCCGGCCAGGGCUGAGCUGCCAGCGACUCCAGCCGAAGGAGAGAGAAGAGGAUCAGGCUCCGUUGCUCGAACCCAUUCGUUCGUCCCUGGGCCCGAGAAAAUCUCCGUGGUAGCCAAAAGACGCUCCGUCUCAGAAAGCAAUAUCCAAGCCAACCUCCACCCCAAUAGCAACAGCAACAUUCUCAGGAACAACAACCCGUUACGCCGUCGGAAUGGCAUCCGUCUCCCACAGCUGGACACGGGCGUCUCCUUUGAACAGCUACGGAAUGCCUUCUCUAGCAAUGCUGGCCCUCCCUCCGCUAGCCCACGCAUGACCCAUUCUGCCGGCCCCAGCAUAGGAGGCUCCAGCAACGACUUUUUGACCGGAAACAUCUACUAUAACAGCACUACCACAGGCGGGAGCGGAAAUGUAUCCCGCGGCCGCUCACCACCUACGACGCCCAGAGCCACCAGAAGCCCCCUGCUGGCGGUCCCCCAGGGCCCGCCCGUCGUCGAAGAAGGAUAUGCCGACACGGAACUGCCGCCUGCAAUGGACACAGAGAACGAGAUAAGCAUCCAUUUCUCCCGCAUGAUACGCAGCAUCGACCGCGAACACCGCCGGGUCCUGCACCAGAAGUGUCGGGAACUAGCCGACUUGCGCGAACGGCUCAACGAGGUCGACCAGGUCUACCGCAAAGAGCUAAGGUCCCGCGACUUCAUCAUCGACGAGCUGCGGCAGGAGAUCAGCCUGAUGGAGUUCCGGGUGGACGAGAGGGUCGAGCGGGCUAGAAACGAGGUAGAGGAUAUCUGGGAGAAGCGGUGGAAGGACCAGGAGAAACUGCUGCUUAACAUGCAGCGGAGACAGAGCCAGGCGGACCUCAGCAGGAUGAUAGGUCGGAGAAGGGCAGUGGGAAGGGCUCUUUCAUCGUCGCAGGGCUUGAUGAUGCAUGAAGACGAGGAGAACGAUGAUGAUGUGCAUUGA
Microsporum canis CBS 113480 is the source of this 1398-nucleotide messenger RNA. RefSeq lists its product as hypothetical. NCBI's taxonomy places the organism in Eukaryota, Fungi, Ascomycota, Eurotiomycetes, Onygenales, Arthrodermataceae. The coding region runs from base 1 to 1398 and encodes 465 amino acids. The record is from RefSeq and is a predicted model, not a curated record. The transcript has a single exon.